GAGUAACCCGAUUGCCUUUCAUUGACAGAGGGGAUCAUUGGCAAACAUUAUAUGAUGAAAAAGGCAGAUUUCUACUCUUUUCUGCCUUUAAAGAGUUUUCCAGAGUCCACUAAGCAGGCAUCAUGGAAAAGGGUCAGGGAGUUCCCGUGCCGAUGACAGAUGCAGCACCACCAUACUCAGGCCCCCCUGCAGGCUUUAACAUGGUAGUCUAUCAGGGAGGCCCUCCACCUGCUGGCUACCCUGCUCAACAACCUGGAUACCAGUACUCCCAGCAACAGCCUCAGAUCAUGCAUCCUGUGAAUCAGGUUGUUGUAGUGCAGCAGCUGCCAACUGAUACUCCAGGACAGAUGAUGUGUCCUCGCUGCCAAACCACUGUUGUCAGUCAUACCGAGUACAAAUAUGGUAUGCUCACGUGGAUGAUCUGUGGGAUACUUGGAUUCUUCUUGAUCUGGCCUUUCUGUCUGAUCCCCUUCUGUGUGGAUGCCUGUAAGGACGUGGAGCACAUCUGUCCCGUGUGCCGGACCGUCCUGCAUGUCCACAAACGCAGAUGAAACAGCAGUCGUCUUACAUUUUUUUCGAUUGCACUAAAAUCAAAAGAAUAUCACAAUAAUCAAAACCUCACACUCAAGGAGCAAAACAUUGGCCCAGAUUUGCACCACUAUAAGCACAAUGUCAGACUCACACUUUUUGCAGUGAUUUGCAAAACACUAAACACACUUGUGUCAUUAGACACAGAAGUAUAUCAUGAUGUCACUUCCUCGUAUUUCCAAAGCACUAACUGUCAAACUACCACCCCUAUGAGC
Molecule: messenger RNA, 803 nt
Organism: Platichthys flesus (European flounder)
Lineage: Eukaryota; Metazoa; Chordata; Actinopteri; Pleuronectiformes; Pleuronectidae
Product: lipopolysaccharide-induced tumor necrosis factor-alpha factor homolog
Exons: 4
Coding region: 123-551 (142 amino acids)
Molecular function (GO): zinc ion binding
Source: RefSeq, a predicted model, not a curated record